AUGGGUAUUCCAUCUCUCCUCGGAGACAACAUCUGGACUCAAGUUUUCACAAUCUGCAGUCUCUCAACCCUCAUCUUCCUACUCUACAUCGUCUACUCCACAAUCUCCAACCUCUACCUGCAUCCGCUCUCCCCCAUCCCCGACCCCUUUCUCUGGCGCGCCAGCCGCCUCCCCUACAUCCUCUCUCUCAUACAGGGCAACCUCGUAAUCGACAUUCGCAAACUGCACUCCCACUACGGCGACAUCGUGCGCACCGCCUCCGACGAAGUAUCCUUUGCACACGAAGACGUCUGGCACGAUGUAUUUACCUCCGUCGGCGGCCACAAGCCAUUUCCUCGCGAUCCGGUAUUCUUCAAAUCACCCCCCGGACAGGCAGAAAAUCUCAUCACGACCGUGGAUGCCGAUACUAGUAUGUGCAUGCGACAGGUAAUCGGACCGGCAUUUACGGAUCGGGCGGUUGCGAAACAGGAACCGGUUUUGCAGACGUAUGUUUCGUUGAUGAUGGACAAGAUGCGGGAGGAGAUCCAGAAACCCGAGAAUGCGCACGUGGGCGCGCGGAUGAAUGUGGUGGAUUGGAUGAAUUGGUGGACCUUUGAUGUUAUUGGGAUGUUGGCGUUGGGAGAAUCGUUUGAUUGUUUGAAGGAGACGGCGAAUCAUCCGUGGGCGGUCUUGAUAUUUAAUGCGAUUAAGGUGAUGGCUCUCGCAGCCGCCACCCAAUAUUUCCCCGGACUGGACUCGCUAAUCCUCAAACUCUUUCCCGCUAGCACGCGUAAAAUAGGUAGCGAGACCACAGGAACUACUAUUUGUGGAAUCCUCAACUGUUUAGUGCAAAAUCCUCAUGAACUUGCGAAAUUGGAAACGGAGGUUCGCACGAUCUUUGAGAAGGAAGAGGAUAUAACGCUGAGCGCGCUUCAGCAAUUACCAUUUCUGAACGCGGUAGUUAACGAAGGAUUACGAAUCUGCAAUCCCGUUUCGGGAGGACUUCUCCGGAUCGUUCCUCGGGGCGGCGCAACAGUUUGCGGACACUUUCUCCCCGAAGGCACCCACAUCGCAUGCAACACCAUCGCCAUGGCGCUCAGCGAACACAAUUUCCACCACUGUCUCCAAUUCCUGCCUGAUCGGUAUCUCCCCUCCCAUCUCCGCCCCAGUGAAUACACCAACGAUAAUCGCAAUAUCCUGAAACCAUGGGGAUUAGGUUCACGUGUGUGUUUGGGACGAUCAUUCGGACAGGCAGAAUUGCGAUUAGUACUCGCGCGCUUGGUGUGGAAUUUUGAUCUGCAAGGUGCGGGUGGGAAGGGGGUGAAUUGGUUUGAGCUGAAGAAUUAUAUUGUGGUGCAGAAGGAACCGAUUUGGGUUGCCAUUAGGGAGAGGGGGAAGAUGUGA
Molecule: messenger RNA, 1383 nt
Organism: Botrytis fragariae
Lineage: Eukaryota; Fungi; Ascomycota; Leotiomycetes; Helotiales; Sclerotiniaceae
Product: putative cytochrome p450 protein
Exons: 5
Coding region: 1-1383 (460 amino acids)
Molecular function (GO): iron ion binding; monooxygenase activity; oxidoreductase activity, acting on paired donors, with incorporation or reduction of molecular oxygen
Source: RefSeq, a predicted model, not a curated record